AGAGCAACGCGGUUUGUUCCAUUGGAUUCAGCGGCUUUUUUUCUGUAUUAUACCAACUUUUCACGAGAUUUAAAAUUUUCAAAUUUUUUGCUCAAAUUUCCUGAGUAAUAAAUUUGUGCCUACACCUUACCUUCAAAGUGAUGAAAAAAAAUUUUUUUUUAAAUUCACUCCACCAAAUUUUUAUGGACUUCUUUAUGUCUUAACAACCCACAAAAGUUGUUUUUAGUCCACAAAAAGUCCAUAUGUUCGAUUUUUAGAUGUUUGAUUUUUUCAAUUUUCGUCGCAGUUUUGGUCGAUUUUGGGUAUCCGGAACUUUUGUCGAGCAAUAGCUCCGGAACUAUCAGAGAUAACCCCAUGAAGUUUAUUAUCCUUGGAAAGCUCUUUAAAUUAUCUAUCUUUUUAAAAAAAAAAUAGUGUUCUCCGACUAAUAGUUUUCGAGCAAAUUGGAGACAAAUGCAAAAAUUGGUAAAAUUUUAAAAAAUUCAUAACUAAAAAACUAUUGGGAAUUUGGCAAUUUUCUCGAUGCCAAUCGACUCCCCGGAUCAUUUUGCAUAGGCAAGGAUCAAAACAGUUCCACUUUUUCGAAUAGUUUAGCCAGAAAUGAGAAAAUAAAAAAAAUAAAAAUUGUUAACAUCUCGUGUCUCCGAAAAAUUCAAAAUUUUGAGAAAAAAUAUGCUAAAGUUGCUAAGAGCAAACCGGUUUAUUUCACUGAAUUUUACGGUUCAGUUAAACUGUCUUUUUCCAGCUUUAAAACACAUACCACUUAAAAAAACUGUCAAGAAUGUAAUUAUUUAUUUUUUAAACGAUUCUCGAUUUGGUCAGCUGUAAUCAGUAUUAUUGGUUACAUACCUAAACAAAUUCAGAAAUAACCCACUAUUGAUUCACCCUAUAUUAACUAAUUAUUAAAUAUUGACUCGUUUGUGUAAUGGAAAGGAUGAAAAUAUUUAACAAAAAAUUUGCGUGUUUUUUUUUUCAUUAAUUGCGAAAAUUUUAUAAUUUCAAACCAUGGCCACCCAUGAUAAUAAUAACAAUAAAUUUCGUCAUAAAUAAAAUAAAUAAAUAACAGAAAUCAGUAAAUUUACCGUUUAUCAUAAUGAUAAUUUUUUCAAAUAAUAAUUUUUUUCCAAUCUCAAUUUGCGUGAUUUCAAUACAAUCAGGCGCGGCGCGGUGUAAAUGAGCCUCAUUGUACGUAAAAUAUGCACAUGUUAAUUAUUUCCCAUAUUUAAAUUAGAAGUUUCCGCAGGAACUUUGCGAUAUUGUUUUGGUAACGUAAAUUAGUGCGUUUUUUACUCUUGAGCGUGAUUAUUGAGCGAAAUGUCGCUAAUUUUCGCCCUCUUUAUCCUCUUGCGCUUUUUAUUCACAAUCAUGGAAAGUGGGACUUUUGAGAGUAACGAAAUUUUGGCGAAAAAACUGACCAAAGUCCAGAAAGUGAACUACUACUGGAACGUACCAACCUUCCAGUGUGACUCCCACAAGCUGAACUUCACCGGCCUUGCCGACAAAUUCGGGAUAAUCCAGAACGAAAACGACAGGUUUCGGGGGAACGAAGUCGCGAUUCUCUACGAUCCCGGGAGUUUCCCGGCGCUGUUGCGGGACGGGAGCGGGAUCGUACGGCGCAAUGGGGGAGUCCCCCAGGAGGGGAACCUGACCCUCCACUUGGCGCUCUUCGAGGAGUUGUUGAAUGAGCUCCUCCCGGAGGACUUUUCAGGCCUGGGGAUAAUUGACUUCGAGAGCUGGCGCCCCAUUUACCGGCAGAACUUCGGCUCGCUGGCGCCCUACAAGGACCUUUCGGUGGAAAUCGAGCGGCAGAGUCACCCCUUUUGGCCGAAGCUUCUGCUGGAGAAGGAGGCGAGGCGCCGGUUCGAGUUCCAUGCCAGGAGGUUCAUGGAGGAGACGCUUUUUGUGGCCAAAAGUUUGCGCAAAAAUGCCACUUGGGGCUAUUAUGCCUAUCCUUAUUGUUUCAACAUGUCCCCCAAUAACAUGAAGAAAGAUUGUCCCAACGAGGUGCAGAAAGAAAAUGAUCAAUUGGAUUGGCUGUUUCGGUUGAGUGACGAUUUGCAUCCGUCUAUUUAUUUGGACGGGAGGUUGGGCCCCAAAGACAAAAUUCGGAUGAUUGAAGGGAGGAUUAAUGAGGCGCAUCGGGUGGCUGCGUUUGUUAAAAGUGGGGCACUGAAGCCCAAAAUUGUGCCCUAUUUUUGGUACAAGUAUCACGGGGGGCAAAAUUUUCUGACUAAAGAAGACCUUUUCAAUGCCAUUUUGACGUUGUCCACGUCCGAUAUUGACGGGGUGGUGAUUUGGGGGAGCAGUAAUGACGUCAACACCAAAAAUAAGUGUUUGGAUUUGUACGAAUAUGUCGAUAAUGUCCUAGGGCCGAGUCUAGUCAAUUUUUAGGUGGAAUAAAUUGUGUUUUCAA
Messenger RNA from Tribolium castaneum (red flour beetle), 2413 nucleotides. Its product is annotated as hyaluronidase. Gene Ontology annotation, biological process: defense response; carbohydrate metabolic process; hyaluronan catabolic process. The record is from RefSeq and is a predicted model, not a curated record. The transcript has 3 exons. The coding region runs from base 1315 to 2391 and encodes 358 amino acids. Gene Ontology annotation, molecular function: hyalurononglucosaminidase activity. Lineage: Eukaryota; Metazoa; Arthropoda; Insecta; Coleoptera; Tenebrionidae.